AAGACGCACUCAAAAUGUGGAGUUUAUUGCCAUUUUUAAGCCUCCUACGAUUAUUAUCAGCUGAAAUAACAGCCCCAGGCAUCGAUAGAAUUAUGAGUGAUGGUGUUACGAGUGUUGGGUAUAAUUUAGUGUAUGGAGACGAAGAUUUCCAGGUGUACAACGAAGUGGUGAGAAAUGAAGAGAAAAUGAACGCUUUGAAGAAUAGGUUUAAUUUAAAUGAAGCGCUGCCUCCGUUGCCAGCUGGGGACGUCAAAUGCUUGAUGUCCGUUGAUAGAUACUGCUCGAAGAGUAUGCGUGAGAUGAAAAGUGUGUUAAUAGAGGCCCUAAAAGAUGACUGCGCGAAAUGUUCGAAAGAGCAGAAAGAAAAUGCGGGAAGAGUUGUUGCUUCAAUGAUGGCGCACGAUCCUUCAGCUUGGAAAUUGUUCCUGACAAGGUCCUCGUUACAAAUUUUUCCUGAGAAAAAGCCGACAAAACGGGAAAAUUAUAAAUAUAAAAUUGUAGGACGGGCCGAAGAUAUAGUUAAUUCUAGAAAUAGAUACACUAUGCCAGGUGUAAAAGUUAGAGUUAAGAGAUAUGUCGUAGAGAGAGUUAACUACGAUUAGUGAUUAGCUUACUAAAUGCUAUUAUGUGGAUACUCUCAUCACAAGUAUCUAAUUUUAAACAAUAUUGCUCGACAUUGUUUCUUUCAACGAACAUCUAAGGACACAGUUAAAUAGCAACAAAACGUGAUUUGAAUCGAUGACGACCAGUCACUUUCCGUGAAACUUGAUCCCUUGGCGUUGCUUAGAUAUGUUAAAUGCAUCUUCUAACGCAUUUACUAUGUUCAGUGUUCAGAGGAGUUUGGAUUAAUACCUGCAUUAGCGGACAGGGCGGAAUACGAAAUACUAUCCGUUUACCACCGUUCCACAACUAAGCGUUUCUUAACGCAGUACUUGCGCGCCCCACCACUAUGUGGAACCAGCUGCCAAUUGAAGUAUUUUUUUAACUAAUUCAACUUAUGGUCGUUCAAGAAAAGAGCGUACCAAUUCUUAAAAGCCUUCUGGUAAUAUGAUUGUCCAUGGACGGUAACACUUAACAUCAGGUAAGCCUCCUGUCGUUAUAAUUAAAAAAGAAUAUCACUUCUCUUAAAUGAAUACGGGUGAAUCAGCUAGAAGGAAGUAAAGAGAAGCAACGCUAUGAUCAAGUUUUAGAAAAUUGGCGCAGUACUAUUCCUAAAUCUGUGUGGAGCUAUCGUCUACAUAGUGGGGAUCGUUUCGUUCGUUGAAUUUAUUGUUCGGAUCUGGAGUUGACUUUUAUCUUGGAGGCAGAAUUCAAAAUUCCCCCUGUAUCUUCACGCUCUUCAUCUUGAGAAUUUUAAAGACACGUUUUGUGGCGCACAAAGUCAGGGAAAAACUAUGCUAAAUUCCUAACGCCUGCGACAAAGUUCUGUCGUUUUUAAUGGCAUUAUGAAUUUUGUGAAACUUUAACUCGUUACUCAUAUAUAGGGCUUUAGUAAUAAAAUAACUAUAGAAAUAAUUUUUUAUAAGUGUAUGAGAGUAAAGGUAAAGAUUAAGUAAUCGGGAAAUUCUUAGAUGCAGGUGUAUCGUUGCAAUUUAUAUGGCGCCUGACAAAAAAAUAUUGUAUUUAUAUAGCGUUGAUCAUUUUAAUAUUUAAAAGUUUUACAUUUGUUGAUUGUAAUAGAUUUAGUUGAAUUUAAAAUUUCGUUAUUACUAUAUUAAAAGAAAGUACACGUUA
Messenger RNA from Pieris brassicae (large cabbage white), 1734 nucleotides. RefSeq lists its product as uncharacterized. NCBI's taxonomy places the organism in Eukaryota, Metazoa, Arthropoda, Insecta, Lepidoptera, Pieridae. The transcript is spliced from 3 exons. The record is from RefSeq and is a predicted model, not a curated record. Bases 15 to 602 code for a protein of 195 amino acids.